This is a messenger RNA of Rhinopithecus roxellana (golden snub-nosed monkey), 1105 nucleotides long. Its product is annotated as olfactory receptor 10A2-like. Bases 1 to 1032 code for a protein of 343 amino acids. Gene Ontology annotation, molecular function: olfactory receptor activity; G protein-coupled receptor activity. The transcript has 2 exons. The record is from RefSeq and is a predicted model, not a curated record. Gene Ontology annotation, biological process: G protein-coupled receptor signaling pathway. Lineage: Eukaryota; Metazoa; Chordata; Mammalia; Primates; Cercopithecidae. Gene Ontology annotation, cellular component: membrane.
AUGAAGCAUGGAUGUCAGCCAGAGCUGAACAAGGCAGAUGUUCCUGUUGGACACAGUUGGGGACUUCUGCCCAUACUUACGGCUACAGGAAAGUGGACAAGAACGAGUGAGUUUAUCCUCAUAAGCUUCUCUUCCCUGCCUACUGAAAUACAGUCGUUGCUCUUCCUGACAUUUCUAACCAUCUACCCAGUCACUCUGAUGGGAAAGAGCCUCAUGAUUCUGGUUACCCUAGCCGACCCCAUGCUACACAGCCCCAUGUACUUCUUCCUCAGAAACUUAUCUUUCCUGGAGAUUGGCUUCAACCUAGUCAUUGUGGCCAAAAUACUGGGGACCCUGCUUGCCCAGGACACAACCAUCUCCUUCCUUGGCUGUGCCACUCAGAUGUAUUUCUUUUUCUUCUUUGGGGUGACUGAAUGCUCCCUCCUGGCUACCAUGGCAUGUGACCGCUAUGUGGCCAUCUGCAGUCCCUUGCACUACCCAGUCAUCAUGAACCAAAGGACACGGGCCAAACUGUCUACUGCUUCUUGGUUCCCAGGCUUUCCUGUAGCUACUGUGCAGACCACGUGGCUCUUCAGCUUUCCAUUCUGUGACACCAACAAGGUGAACCACUUCUUGUGUGACAGCCUACCUGUGCUGAAGCUGGUCUGUGCAUACACAGCACUGUUUGAGAUCUACGCCAUCAUCGGAACCAUUCUGGUGGUCAUGAUCCCCUGCUUGCUGAUCUUGUGUUCCUACACUCUCAUUGCUGCUGCCAUCCUCAAGAUCCCAUCAGCUAAAGGGAAGCAUAAAGCCUUCUCUAUGUGGUCCUCACAUCUCCUUGUUGUCUCUCUUUUCUAUAUAUCGUUAAGCCUCACAUAUUUUCAGGCUGAAUCAAAUAAUUCUCCUGAAAGCAAGAAGCUGCUAUCAUUGUCCUACACUGUUGUGACUCCCAUGUUGAACCCCAUUAUCAAUAGCCUGAGAAAUAACGAGGUGAAGAAUGCCUUCAUCAGGAUGGUCUGCAAGACCCUAGCCCUCAGAAACUGUAUCCCAUAGACCUUAGGAAGUAAGGCUACAUUUUACUGGAUGAGAAACAGUCAGUCCCAGAUUUGAGAUUCCUCUCUGCAUC